This is a messenger RNA of Capronia coronata CBS 617.96, 765 nucleotides long. RefSeq lists its product as uncharacterized. Lineage: Eukaryota; Fungi; Ascomycota; Eurotiomycetes; Chaetothyriales; Herpotrichiellaceae. The record is from RefSeq and is a predicted model, not a curated record. The transcript has 2 exons. The coding region runs from base 1 to 765 and encodes 254 amino acids.
AUGGCCGCUGUACCACCAACAGACCGGCCGGCGGGCGACGAUACAUUGGCGCAACCUGAUGGAUACUCUUUCGAUCAAUGCAUCGCAGAAUUCUUCGCAAAGACCUCGGUUACCCGCCCAAACUGUGAUGCCCGAGCGAAAGAGCUUGUUGGCGGAGAUGUCGUACCAUUCGACAUCCAGAGUACCUGCAGCUACGCGGUCUACGCUGGGCCGAAACUCGAAUACAUUGUCCAAUUCCGGCUGAAACCAGUGAGGCUCAAGGUGGAGAACGCCGUGCUGGCAAAGGAGGUCUAUGGAUCCCUGGCACCAGACGUAUCGUUCUAUGAAGAGCUCGGGAGUGAGGUAGAUGGAAAAGAGACCAUAUUCCCGGUCGUGAUGACACGAGCACCGGGUAGGACUCAUCUGUUGGUACACGGGCCUCCUUGGAACACUCAGCAGCGCUUCGAUCAACGUGAGAACCUGUUGACAGAUAUGGCACGCUUCUUUGCUCUAUCAUGGCGCCAGCCUGCAACGAUUGAAGAAGGUCACCGAACCAGUCUGCGGCAGACUUACCUCAGAGAAUUGCGGAUUCUGCUCACAUCCCUGCCGGAACGGUUUCAUGUCCUUGUUCAACAUUGCAUCGACUCCAUGGAUGCAAUCUUCUCCCUGCCUAUGGUUUUCCUGAAUCCAGACUUGCGCAGCGGGAAUCUCAUGGUUGACGAGAUGUCGUGCCACCUUACUGGCGUUGCGACUGGGCUGAGGCUGGGCUUGCCCCCUUCGGCAUGA